Messenger RNA from Dalotia coriaria, 1604 nucleotides. It is a transcript of the gene Yif1, whose product is annotated as Yip1d-interacting factor 1. The transcript is spliced from 4 exons. The coding region runs from base 173 to 1237 and encodes 354 amino acids. Lineage: Eukaryota; Metazoa; Arthropoda; Insecta; Coleoptera; Staphylinidae. Gene Ontology annotation, biological process: endoplasmic reticulum to Golgi vesicle-mediated transport. Gene Ontology annotation, cellular component: endoplasmic reticulum-Golgi intermediate compartment; COPII-coated ER to Golgi transport vesicle; Golgi membrane. The record is from RefSeq and is a predicted model, not a curated record.
ACCAAGUAUGCACUUCUCGUCAUGCGCAAUCCCUUCACUCGGUGCCGUAUUCGUUGAAUGCCGAAAUAAAUAUGCCUAGAUACUCUCAGUGACGUGUCGAUGAAAAAAAGCGAACUAAUGCUGAUAUUCUUGCGACCAGUUUGCGCCUGUUGAACGAAAUCUAAUUACAAAGAUGAACAUUAACGCGAACAUGGGAACUGGCGGCGCUCGGCCACCCUUUGGUCGUAAAGUAAAAAGGGUUAGCGAUGUCAAUGCUAUGGGGUACAAUCAAGCACCAGCUUAUCCUUUCCCAAAUGGUGCUGGUUUGGAUCAACCACAGCCUACAUUUUCACAACCACCUCAACCAGAUUACAUGAAUCAGGGAAGUUAUAAUCAACCAAAUCAAGCAAAUCAACAGCCAAUGCCUGGUCAGCAAAUUCCUCCUGGAAAUUAUGAUCCGAAUGCUUUCAUGAAUCCAAAUGCAAUCUUUCAGCAGCCAAUUGUACAAAAUAUGGCUAUGCAAUAUACACAACAGAUGGCGUCUACCGGUGCGACGAUGAUGAAGAAAGAAAUGGAAAAAUACGUGCCAAUCUCCCGUCUGCAGUACUAUUUCGCCGUGGAUACAAAAUACGCGCUUACAAAACUAGGUUUACUCUUCUUCCCGUUCACACACAGCGAUUGGUCCAUUAAAUUCGAACAAGAUACUCCUGUGCAGCCGCGUUACGAAAUCAACGCGCCUGAUUUGUAUAUUCCAACAAUGGCGUACGUGACGUAUGUAGUCGUCGCUGGAUUGGUGCUCGGCAUGCAGAAUCGCUUCAGUCCGGAACAGUUCGGCAUCCAGAGUUCGUCUGCGCUCGCAUGGUGCCUGCUUGAGCUGGCGGUUUACUCCUGCACGUUGUACAUCGGUAACAUUCAAACAAGCCUGCGCACACUGGAUUUAUUAGCAUACAGCGGGUAUAAAUUUGUUGGGAUAAUCGUCAGUACUUUGAUGAGUAUUGUUGGAGGAACGGCGGCGUAUUAUGCCACGCUGGGUUAUUGCAGUUUGGCGCUUGCGUUUUAUCUUAUGCGCGUGUUACGCAGUCAGGUGUUGCCGGUGACGACGCACCAGACGAGUUAUUACGGUGAGACGGACAGCGGGUAUGGAAACAAGCGGAGAUUGUACUUUUUGUUGUUUGUUGCUGGCGCGCAGCCGGUGUUAUCAUGGUGGCUCUCUUUUCACUUGAUAAGGUACACUGCUCCCGCUCCAGUGCUACCGUAAAUUUAAGAUCAAUUACGAGAUAACGAAAUUAAAACGACAUGGAUUAGGAAAGAAAUUGUGUUUAAAUGGAAUUCAUUUGCAUUUGGAGAUCCGAUACAUCUGAAACUGGUUUAAUUCAUUAUUAUGUAUCUAAUUCUAGUUAGUAACGCGUGCGCUUUUGCUUCUAUUCACAAUAUUACUUGUAAAUAGUUAAUUUUGAUGGUGUAGAUCAAGUGACAAUGAUUUUUUUGGAUGAGAGGAUUGUUUUGUACUUCCAAAGGAACAAUUUACCAUACUUAUGCUAUACUGCUGCAGUUUGUUUUAAUUUAUCUCACAGAGUACGGAAAUCAUGGAUGCGAACGAUGAAUAAAUUAUAUUUUAAGUAUAA